Lagenorhynchus albirostris (white-beaked dolphin) is the source of this 563-nucleotide messenger RNA. RefSeq names its product protein phosphatase 1 regulatory subunit 17 (gene PPP1R17). The record is from RefSeq and is a predicted model, not a curated record. The coding region runs from base 105 to 563 and encodes 152 amino acids. Gene Ontology annotation, molecular function: protein phosphatase inhibitor activity. NCBI's taxonomy places the organism in Eukaryota, Metazoa, Chordata, Mammalia, Artiodactyla, Delphinidae. The transcript is spliced from 5 exons. Gene Ontology annotation, biological process: regulation of phosphatase activity.
UGAGGAGCCGGCCCAGCUUCAGAGAGGAAACACUUCCUCCCCAUCACUUGCCUUCUCAUCUCAGCACCUGCACUGACUGAAAUCCACACACGGGCCCUCCUUUGAUGAUGUCCACUGAGCAAAUGCAGCCGCUGGAGCUCUCAGAAGACAGACUGGACAAGCUUGACCCUCGUUGUGGCCACUUAGAUGACCUUUCAGACCAGUUUAUUAAGGACUGUGAGCUCAAAAAGAAGCCAAGAAAAGGGAAAAAUGUACAAGUCACCCUGAAUGUUGAGUCAGACCAGAAAAAACCAAGGAGAAAAGAUACACCGGCCCUGCACAUCCCACCUUUCAUACCAGGUGUGCUUUCAGAACAUUUAAUUAAAAGAUACGAUGUCCAAGAGAGACAUCCAAAAGGCAAAAUGAGUCCAGCUCUUCAUAACACUGACCUGGAUCAGAAAAAGCCACGGAGAAAAGACACACCUGCCCUGCACGUGUCCCCCUUUGCAGCAGGUGUGACACUGCUCAGGGACGAGAGACCCAAAGUGAUCAUGGAAGAUGAUGAAAAAGAUGGUGACAAAUAG